Molecule: messenger RNA, 2298 nt
Organism: Stegostoma tigrinum
Lineage: Eukaryota; Metazoa; Chordata; Chondrichthyes; Orectolobiformes; Stegostomatidae
Product: docking protein 3-like
Exons: 5
Coding region: 101-1693 (530 amino acids)
Biological process (GO): cell surface receptor protein tyrosine kinase signaling pathway; positive regulation of MAPK cascade
Cellular component (GO): cytoplasm
Source: RefSeq, a predicted model, not a curated record
GGAAGAAGGAAGUGUAUAUGUGGAGGAAGUGGAGACUCGAGAAGCUGCAGGGUGAGCGUUUGUGUCAGUGCCUGCUGAGCAGACCCGGAGGACACUGACCAUGGCAAGUCCCAUGAAAGAAGGAAUCCUGCACAUUCUGCAGUAUAAGUUUGGCAUGAAAGUUUGGAAGAAGAACUGGUCCCUAUUGUACCCAGCAAGUUCAAACAGUAUUGCCAGGCUGGAGCAGUUUGACAUAAAGGAUUGGACCAACACUCCUGAGAGGCAGAAUACAAAACGAGUGGAAAGGAUCAUCCGUUUGUCUGACUGUAUCAGCAUCAAUCAGAACCAGGUGGAAAACCCUCCAAAAGAGACAGCAACAUUUAGCAUUAUCACCAUGGAGAAAACUUACAUCAUGGCAGCUUCGAAACAUGAUGUAGUGGACUGGGUCAAGUGCCUAUGUGUAUUAGCAUUUCAGAAUACCAGUACAAAAAAACCAGAUGAAGAUAUUUCUGCAUCCAGGGCCACAUUGCCUGGUAACUCAUUAAUAAUGGAAGAAAAUGAACUUUAUUCAACAAUACCUCAAGCUGUAAAUCAAUUCACUGUGACGGUACAGAAGACUGAAGCUUCAAUGAGAUGUGAGCUUCAUGGAACCUAUGUGUUAAUACCAGGCAAAGACAGCCUGAUUCUGAAAGAUCCCAGAACAAAACAAGAUGUCUACAAAUGGCCUUAUAACUAUCUUCGCCGAUAUGGAAUAGAUCAGGCAACUUUUACAUUUGAGGCAGGAAGAAGAUGUGAUUCAGGACAAGGACUUUUUCUAUUCGAAACAAAAGCAGUCAAAGAAAUUUUCCACAUUAUUGAUGCAGCAGUGAAGGAAAAGGAGUCCAAGAAGAAACAGCAGCGAUUAAGUUUAACCUCAGAUAGCUCUGAGGCUUCCACAGCAUCCAGUCGACAACUGCUAAGUGUAGCAUCCCUUGCUCAGGAAUCUUCUGGUGAAAAAUCGUCAUCAGGUGGAAGAAUGCCUCCCACAAAGGGCACAGACUCAAAUCGAAAGGUUAAGAAGAGAAAAGAAAAUCGCGAUCGUAAAGGCAAUACACCUUCUGGGGCUAAAGGAGCUGAAAGGAAUCUUCCUACAACCAGUGAUUGGGAGGGUGCAGGUGAAAUAGUUUAUGCUACUGUCAAAUAUCCGAAAGGAAAACCAACAAAAGUCACUGUGGAUGAGUUGACAGUUAAUUCUACAACAUACAGAGAUAGUUACAGUGAUGACUCUUCUAUAGACCCAGUGUAUGAGAAUGUUUCCGAUAUAGAAUCCCUGCUGUCAUUCGAGGAAGAACCAUCUUUUCUCAAAGACAUACAAAAGUCAACCUGUGAAAAUUCACAGAGUAGUUUUGAAGACCAGAACCCUCCUUCUCCUACAGAUUCUGUCCCAGAUUAUGAGAACAUUGCAGUUGAACACAAUCAGUUGACUUCUGAACGUGAUCAUGAUGAAGGGCCUGCAGCCAGGGAGGAAGCUGAGCCACACCAAGCUCCUCCUGGGGCAAAACACAAGGAAAGAGAUGCUUCCUUAAGCUCCGGAGCCUCUAAAGCCACAAAGGCAAAAUUUCCAGCUGGUAUCCAAGAGGUUCUAACUGAUCUGUACUCCAAAGAAUUAAGUAAAGCACGAGAAGGCAAACUGGAGAAGCUUGGCAGAUCAUCUGAGCUGCAGAGAAAGUAUUGAACUGGGGAUGUGGGUGGCUGUGGGAUGGUGGGGGCAGGGCUGGGUGAGUUAUGUAGUCAAAUGAUUAUUGAAAUAGAAAUAAUUUCUCUAACAGUGUUUAUCAUUUUACAGACAUUCAAUGAUUACUUCUUAAUAUUUAUCAUUUUCUCUAGUGAAUCUGUAAGUGCAGUCCGAGUAACAUGAAGAGGUACGUCUUUUUGACCAUCGUUAUUGUUAUCUACAGCUUGACAAAGGUCAGCGGGACAGGCAGGAAGUUGGAGUGAAGAUCAUAAUCAGAUCAGUCAAGGUCUUGUUGACUGGCAGGGCUAAAUGACCUACUCCAACUUUCUUUGGCAACGCCUAGUUUCUUCAUGUCUCUAGGCUCUAGGAGAAAAAGAAUUAGUGACUGUACAGGAGCUGGCAGGUUCAAGGAAGGGAACUCCACUGCCUUGUGUUUCUCACAGCCUGGUGCCACUAUUCAUUAUGUGUAGGGCCUUGACCUUACUGAUAACCAGCUGUCACUAUAGGCAACUGGAAGAAACCUAAAACAAUAAUAGAGAUUGCUGGGAAAGCUCAACAGAUCUGGCAGCAUCUGUGAGGAGAAAAUCAGUUAACAUUUCGGCUCU